Messenger RNA from Anarrhichthys ocellatus (wolf-eel), 3147 nucleotides. Its product is annotated as E3 SUMO-protein ligase CBX4. Gene Ontology annotation, cellular component: PRC1 complex. Gene Ontology annotation, biological process: negative regulation of transcription by RNA polymerase II; protein sumoylation. The transcript has 5 exons. Lineage: Eukaryota; Metazoa; Chordata; Actinopteri; Perciformes; Anarhichadidae. Gene Ontology annotation, molecular function: SUMO binding; SUMO ligase activity. Bases 226 to 1944 code for a protein of 572 amino acids. The record is from RefSeq and is a predicted model, not a curated record.
UGUUUUCUCGCUGCAGCUUCAACUCGCCUGCAGAACGAGUCUCUCCGAGGGCAAAGCGAGGGAAGAGGCGCAGUGAAAAUAGGAGGAGGAGGGGGGAUCUUGUGCUUCACAUCAGAUCAGCAGCAGGAAAAAACAUCCUGUACGCGAGGAUAAGGUGUCGGAUAGCAAAAGCAGAGGGUUAAAAAAAACAAAAAAACAGAAGAGCCGCUCCUCUUGUAUCGGAAAAUGGAGCUGCCCGCCGCGGGAGAGCACGUCUUUGCGGUGGAGAGCAUCGAGAAGAAGCGCAGCAGAAAGGGGAGGUUUGAGUACCUGGUCAAGUGGCGAGGAUGGUCUCCAAAAUACAACACGUGGGAACCAGAGGAAAACAUCCUGGACCCAAGACUGCUUGAUGCCUUCCAAGACAGGGAACGCCAAGAGCAGCUGAUGGGAUAUCGCAAGAGAGGACCCAAACCCAAGCACCUUCUGGUUCAGGUUCCGUCUUUCGCCAGGAGAUCUAGUCUUCUGGCUGGUCUCCAUGAGGCGGCCCUGGACGAGGACAGCUGUCAGAAGACCAGCCCCAUCCAGAUGCUCCUUCCCCAGGGCCAGCAGUACCAGCUGAACAGCAAGAAGCACCACCAGUACCAGCCGCUGUGCAGGGAGCGCGAGGCCGAGCAGCAACAGCCCAACGGCAAGAAGUUCUACUAUCAGCUCAACAGCAAGAAGCACCACCACUACCAGCCGGACCUCAAGGACCACGAGGCCAUAUUUGUUAAACCCAGAGAGUUAAAAGCGCCAGAGCUGGCUAACAAGGGUUAUAACCUUCCCCCAGUGCUGCAGCAAAAGUGGAUCCGGGACAAGGACUCCGGCUGCCUGACCAAAGUCAAGGAUAUCACCAUGGAGCUGAAGAAGCUUCCAGCGGACCUCAAUGGCCACAAAGAGCCGGAGAGGGUGAAACCCAAAGAGGAUGCUCUACCGCAGUCUAAUGGUGUCAGCAACGGCAAGCUAAAGAUCGUGAAGAACAAAAACAAGAACGGGCGGAUCGUUAUUGUCAUGAGCAAGUACAUGGAAAACGGAAUGAAAGCAGCUAAGAUUAAAAAUGGUGAUUCUGAAACCGCUGGAAAGCCACCGCAAGGAACUGACGACAGCACGGAGAACCAUCUUGAGAAGAUGAAACUCGUCAAGAAGCUCGGCCUCAUGAAUGGAUUUGCUAAAAACCCCAAAGACAAACCAACAGUUCCCAGUUCUGGAUUUAACGGACGUUGCUCCAAAGAAAAGGAACUGUCCCCCAAAACGGAGCCAACUGUGAUGGAACGGGUUAAACAUGUCGAGGUCAGGGGUCAGGGGCAGCUUUCAGCAGAUCAGCCUUUACAAUUGACAACCAAGCCUAAUCUGCUCUCCCUGCCUUUGGAUAGGGGAGUUCCCUCCACACUGGACAAAAGAGGAAGCCAAGGUGGAUUUCAAGGACUGAAGCGACACCUCUCUGACAUCGACAGUGAGGUUCAUGGGAGUAGUAAGAAGUUUUUGAGCUCCAGGAGUAUAAGCGCUCCUAACACGGUGUCUUCGCCCUCCCAAAGCAUCAGCAGAGACCAAAACGGACACCAGAGUCACAUUGGACUGCAGGACUGUGGGUAUGCAGACCAAGAGGAACCUAUCGACCUGAGCAUUGUCAAGUCCAGGACGAACGCAGCCCGGCCUGGAACACACACACAACCUCAGACUGUAAGACAAGCUGAAGCGCACACACAGGCUGAAACGGACACACAAGCUCAAACACAGACAGAAACUCAGAGUGAAACUGAAAUCCAUAAAGAGGAGGAGAAUAUCAGCUCAUUGUCUGUUUCUAACCACGAAAAGACAAAAGAAGAGACAUUUCCCUCUUUCCAGCCUUUCCUUGGGAAUAUAGUAAUCACAGACAUUACUACAAACUGCCUCACAGUCACAUUUAAGGAAUACAUCACAGUGUAACUGAACUGGAUACAAACUGUGCAACUGUAUAAAUGUACAUUAGAUAUAUUUGUAUUUUCGGAUGCUUGAAUGUACAAAUGGACCCUUGAUGUUGCUUUCAUUUUGUAUUGUUCAGAUUUUUAAAAAAAAAGAAAGCUCCUUUAUUGCAUUAUUUGCAUAUUUCUUCUUAUACAUCUCUGUUGUUAUUACUGGAGAUGCAGUAUCUACAUUUUGCUAUUUCAAACUUAGUUUAAAAAGCCAAAUUAGGUCAAAUAAAUGUCUGAACUUUGAGAUGCACUUAAUACUCUUCACUUUUCUAUGGAUGUCAUGUCAUACACCCAACUGUCUGCAUCUCAGAAAAUGUUUAACAAAUGUAGGCUAUAUGGAGAAUUUUGUAAGGCAGAAAAAUUACAUUGAAACAUGGUAAAUUACACUGUGUGUGUGUGUGCGUGCGUGUGUGGGUGUGAACAGAUUUAAACAAGGAUGCAUGCUGUUUGGACAGAUUAUGCUAUUAAGCAUGCUUAAACAAGCAGAUAAAGAAAAAAGGAGCGCCUUUCUGUCAAUAAAUGUGAUUUGCGUUGUUGAAAGGGAAAAUGGGAUGUUUUUAAAUGAAAGAUUAUUAAUGGUUAAUGUUUGAUAUAUGCUCCUUAAAGUGUUUUUUGAGUCAUGCAUCUCGAGAUCUGAUACUGAGCACAAGUCACUUCCAUUAAGACAGCAGACAUACAACCCUGGGACUCUUAUUUAUGUUUUGUAGCAGUGCAGUUACAAGAAAUGCCUUUUUUUUGGUAUUGAAUCAUAUCAGUCACAAAUCUGUGUUAACGCUGCCAGUGGAGCUGUGUAAUCCAAUAGAUUAGUACCACCAGAUGGGUGCUCUAUGAUUCUGUUUUUCAUGUUUCCGUUCUCUGCCUCCCUGACACGUCCUGUAGGCGACACCGUUAUGAAUGGGAUUGAAUGGACUUGUCCUGGUGUCAUAUUUUAGUAACUUUUGCAUCAUCGAGUUAAUGUGAAAGCACACAUCCUUUUAAUAUUCAGAUCUGUUCCCUUGUGUCACACAUGCCCCCUCUCCCAUUUUCAAAAUCCCUUCCAGCACUAUGUGAUCUGAGGUGCAUUGAACUGCUCUGAGAACCAUGAUCAGAUGCACUUUUGAUGUUUUGUGUGCAGACUAAAAAAAAAAAAAAGGCUUCCUAUGAUACAUUUUGCAAUAAUAAAAUUGUUUGCAAAUGA